This is a messenger RNA of Necator americanus (New World hookworm), 2055 nucleotides long. RefSeq lists its product as uncharacterized. Gene Ontology annotation, molecular function: ATP binding; helicase activity; double-stranded RNA binding. Gene Ontology annotation, biological process: positive regulation of transcription by RNA polymerase I. The record is from RefSeq and is a predicted model, not a curated record. Gene Ontology annotation, cellular component: nucleolus; intracellular anatomical structure. Lineage: Eukaryota; Metazoa; Nematoda; Chromadorea; Rhabditida; Ancylostomatidae. Bases 1 to 2055 code for a protein of 684 amino acids. The transcript is spliced from 19 exons.
AUGACAAAGUUGACGACAAAGAAGCGAACAGACCGUAAGCUCGAUGAAGAUCGAGUCGAUAGUCGACAGGACAAUGUGAUUAUCGAGCACCCGGAAACAUCUUCAAAAUCAGCUGAUUAUUCCGACCGGAUUCAUUUACCAAUUCACGAAGUUAGACAUCAAAUCAUGAGUAUUGUGCUUAAGAAUGAAACUGUUGUUCUUAUUGGAGAGACAGGAUGCGGGAAAAGCACCCAAGUACCACAGUUCUGCGUUCGUAUGGGGCUCGCAAGAAACGGUCGGAUUGGUGUAUCUCAGCCACGUCGCCUAGCUGCUGUGUCGCUCGCACAUCGUGUUGCUUGGGAAAUGAAUUCUCCCCUUGGUCGCAAGGUUGGAUACCAUGUUCGAUUUGAAAAGGAAGCGUCUGAAAGUACGCAAAUUGUGUACCUCACUGAUGGUAUGUUGUUGAGAGAAGCUCUCCAUGAUCCCCUUCUUAGGGGCUAUGACACCAUCAUCGUGGAUGAAGCUCACGAACGUAGCCUUAACACUGACAUCCUUUUAAAUGUUUUGCGAUUAUGCCAACGUCAGCGAAAGGAAUCCAAUAACCGCCAACUCCGGAUAAUCAUAAUGUCGGCGACGCUGGAAGCCGAACUUUUCUCUGUUUACUUCAAUAAUGCUCCUGUUUACGUCGUAAAGGGCAGACGGUUCCCAGUUGAAAUUUUUCAUGCUGCAUUGAAUCUAGAGAACUCUGACUACGUAUAUAAUACCCUUGUCUGUAUCAAAGAUCUUCACCUGGAAGAGCCUCUGAGUGACCAUUUCCUUGUCUUUCUUGCUGGUCGUGAUGAAAUUGAAGCUGUGGUGAAAAAGUUACGUGAAUUGAACAAACACUUCGCUGCUCCAAUUUAUGCUGUUCCUCUUUUCGGUGCCAUGAGUGCCAGUUCACAAAUGAAAGCAUUUGAACCUCCUCCAGAGGGCCAUCGCAAAGUUGUGAUAGCGACGAAUAUUGCUGAAACAUCUCUCACGAUUCCUGGAGUGAGAGUAGUUAUUGAUUCAGGGAAGGUUAAAACAAGAUCGUUCACUGCUACUGAGCGUAUAGAUGUAUUACGAGUCUGUGACAUCAGCAAAGCACAAGCAAUGCAGAGAGCAGGACGAGCGGGUCGUGAUGCUCCUGGGAAAUGCUACCGUCUCUACUCUGCCGAAUGCUUCCAAAACAUGAUGGCAUCGAGCAUUCCAGAAGUAUUGAGGAGCAAUUUAUCUUCUGUUUUGUUGGAAAUGUUGGCAUUAGGUCUUAAGCGUCCCAGGAAGUUGAAACUGAUCCAACAGCCCGAUGUGCAAAAUUUGGCUGCGGCUGAACGUGAACUAAUGGCUCUUGGAGCAAUAGAAGCAAAUGGCAAGGAAUUGAAGCUGACAUCGAUCGGCCAUAUUUUGUGUAGAUUUCCUCUCAUACCCAAUCAAGCGAGAGUUCUCAUGAUCGCCAACGAAUUAUCGUGCUUGGAGGAAGCUCUAACAGUAAUUGCUGCUAUGUCAUGCGAAACCAUAUUUGAUCAGGAGAGUAGUUCUGAGGUAGAAGACAGCGAACAAUCUCUUACACGGUUUUCUUCGAGCGUGAGUGAUCAUCUCACUAUGCUGGACAUUGUACUGGCAUUUAAGCAGAAGAAGCGACUCAGUAGCAGUCAGUUAAAGGAAUGGUGUUUUUCCAAUCACUUAAACUUCAAAAAUUUGGUUAUGGUGCUGAAGGUACGCAAACAGCUUCAUCAAAUUGUUCGCGACUGCGGUAUGCGGAUUACUUCAUGUGGAACUCAAAGAGAAAAACUACGGCAAGCUUUAGCCUGUGGUUUAUUCAUGAACGUCUGUGAAUAUGAUCGUGGAGAUGAUCGCUAUCGAUUGCUUGUUAGACCUAGCACCACAUUGAAAAUUCAUCCUUCAUCUGGACUUUGUCGUUCGCGUCCUCAGUAUAUUGUUUUCACGGAUCUGGUCAAGACCACCGAUUUGUAUGCAAGAAACGUCUCCAUUAUUGAUCGACAGUGGGUACAACCAGUGAUUGAAGAUUACAACAAAAAUGCUAAAUUAUUUGCGUGA